Molecule: messenger RNA, 2892 nt
Organism: Ochlerotatus camptorhynchus
Lineage: Eukaryota; Metazoa; Arthropoda; Insecta; Diptera; Culicidae
Product: O-acyltransferase like protein-like
Exons: 10
Coding region: 352-2769 (805 amino acids)
Molecular function (GO): acyltransferase activity, transferring groups other than amino-acyl groups
Source: RefSeq, a predicted model, not a curated record
CUGAACGGAUAGUGUUCCUGCUCAUGAAGCCGGGAUUAACGUCGAUAUAAACUUGUUACCCAAGUCAUCCACACGCGAUCAAAAUAAAGGAUUGACGCCUACGUCCCCACUGCAGCAUCCCAUAGUCAAUAGCAAAGAUAGAUUUAAGAUGAAUAGAACAAAUUUGAAAAAUUCAUAAAGUGUUCCUCGGGGAGUUAGAACGAAUAAAAAUGCGAAAAUUACGACAUCUGUGAUAAUCACCGCGGUAAAGUGAAACACCCUUCGGGGGAGUAUAUUUUAAGUCGACAAGUGAGUUAAGUGAAAAGUUAAUCAAUCCAUGAAUGGUAUACGACGCAACAAGCGAAUAUAACAAUGUAUGUUAAUAUAGUGAUUGGCUUGUUGGGGCUACUCGUGGCCUCAACGGCGACCCCCGAGAAGCAACAGUGUAACAGGAUGCUAGAUCGGUGUACCCUUGAACAUCCCGGCUUGGAAAGUAAACAAUCGUUAAAGAACGAUCCAACCAAUGUGACCGAGAUCAAGUGGAAUUCGGUGAUAAUGGGAAGUAAUAAAACUGUGCCAAGUGGGAAUUUAAGUGAUGUUGAUGAUUUUAUGAUGAAAGGAAUGCAGAACAAAUUUCAAGCGCAGCUUCCGGGGGUAAUAUUCAUGGAAAAUGAGGAUACCUUAAAAGUUAGCACCGGCGAAGCAGAUUUCGUUGCCAAACUGAGUCAAAAGUUUUUCGCGAUACAUGCACCGUUCGACCCGGCCUACAGUGAACAGGUGUCAACAGAAUGCAAGCGAGCAGCCAAACGAUACCUAACCUCCCUUCGAGCGAUGGACAUGUGGGCCCUACGGAUGCACGACUCCAGUGCAAAACUGCACUCCGGUAUUCUGAAUGGAAACAUCAACCAGUUCGGAGAUUACGAUCAGUGUCUGAGUAUUCGCGGCGGCGAGAAAAACAAUGCCGCAGACCAGCACCAUCUCCAGGGACGCUACUGCCUGGCCGGCAUACAACCGAGUGUCAUCUCCAAUACUGUUUUCCUGCAGCACAUUCUCAGCUUAGUUCAAUCACGGGGAAUUCUCACAAGCCAGCUCGAUGAUCCAGGGCACCGAGUACCACGCUUCUCCACGGUCAACUGGGCCCUAUGUGUGCCUUCCACCUGUUCCUAUCAAGAUGUCCAACUGUCGCUGGCUGAAUUAUUGCACGAUCAAACCCAAGGCACUGGCCUCCGCUUGGAGGUGAACGUUGAACCGGAAUCAUGCCAGGUUAAAAAUGGCGUGUGGAAUCGUUAUUACACUGACACCACCAUGCUAGUGUGGAUCGGGCUUCUCCUCUACUUUGGAAUGGUACUCCUCUCGACGCUGUACGAGUACAAAUCGGAGAGUAAAAAUGACUGGUUGGCAUCUUUCUCCCUGAUUCGCAACACUCGAGCGAUAUUCUGCGUCAAGGAGGAUCCAAAUGACGUGGCUUGCGUUCAUGGGAUUCGUUUCUUCAAUGCAAUGCUCCUCGUCAUAGCUCACAAAUCGAUGGCACUCUUUUUUAAUCCUUACACCAACCGAACGAGCAUGAGUGAGGCCCUAGGUCAACCAUGGACUGUCGUCGGACGUGCUGCGUCGCUCUUCACCGAUCCGUUCAUCAUGUUCAGCGGGUUCCUGACGACGUACUCAUUAGUCGGUCGUCUGAUGCGUGGCCAACGUGUGAAAUUGUAUCAGGAUUACAUUGGACGAUUCCUUCGAAUAGCUCCACCUCUGGCAGCACUAAUUCUGAUUUGUACAUUUGUGCUGCCGUUUCUCAGCAGUGGGCCACAGUGGAACCUGGUCGUUACGAAUCAUGGAGACAUCUGCAAGAAGUACUGGUGGCGCAAUUUGCUGUUCAUUCACAACUACUUUGGAUUCAAGAACAUGUGUCUGACGCAUACACACCAUAUCGGAAUCGAUACGGAGCUCUUUGUGGUUUCGCCGCUGUUUAUUUGGUUGAUUUGGAAAUGGCCCAAGAAGGGCACUAUCACACUGGUCGUCAUUGCUUUGGUGACAACGAUUCACAGGUUCUACAUUACGUACAAACUGCGAUUAGCGAACUACGUGUACUUCGGCACAUCUGUUAAACAGCUAUUCGACACGGCAGACAAUAUGUAUAUUCUGCCUUACUAUCGCCUCACCGUGUAUUUGAUGGGCGUAAUGCUUGGCUAUGCAUGCCGAGUCUUCAAAAAUCUCCAACUAACGCCGAACCAACUGCGGUUAGGUUGGUAUGCUUGCAGUUUCCUACUGACGUUGGCGUUCUUUGGUCCAGCACCGAUGGGUUCCGUGAAUUACGAGUACAGCCCUUUCCACGCGGCCAACUAUGCCGCAUUUUCGCCCAUCGCAUGGUGUUUGUUCUUUGCCUGGGCAGUUUUCACCUCCCAUCUAGGGUAUAGAAACAAACUGGUCGACUUACUUUCCUGGAGGGGAUUCCGGGUGACAACGAAAAUGUCCUACGCCAUCUACCUGACGCAGUUUCCAAUCUUCUUCUUUCAAGUGGGAAGAGUGCGAAGUUCGCUCUAUUAUAACUUUUUCUCCACCGUUUUGUUUGAUUUCAACGAGUACGGUGUUAUUUUCCUGGCAUCCUUCCUGCUGACGGUUCUGUUCGAGACACCGUUCAGCAACAUCAAAAGGCUACUGUUCGACAGAAAUCGGAAAAAGACGCACGUACCGACGCUUCACGACAAGCAAGGUCAGCUGGACAUCAACGUGAAUAGCAGCAAAUCGAUCAUCUAUUCUUCCGAUCCGGUUGCCAAGGAACUGAAGGAUAGAUGAAAAUCAUACAAACCAUCUUCUCAUCCACCAACCCACACGAGUAUUAUCCUAGUAGCAGAGGGCACAUGUGAAAUUAACUUUUAAGUAUUAAAAGGUACGGAAGUAAAAGACUUGAAACAAUAA